Molecule: messenger RNA, 1544 nt
Organism: Diabrotica balteata
Lineage: Eukaryota; Metazoa; Arthropoda; Insecta; Coleoptera; Chrysomelidae
Source: the annotation of a GenBank genome assembly
GUCACUAAAAAGUGUGGUUACGUAUAGAACCAAAAAAUAUUAAAAAUAUCCAAAAUAAAAUGUAAUUUAACAUUCAUAUAAACAAAUAUUCUCUCUGGACAAAAUGUUUAAGUUAACGCACCUAAUUCAAAAGAGUUGUAGCAGAAGUAAUGGACUGUUGCCAUUUAUAAGAUUUAAUUUUGCCUCCUCCUCAUCGCCUCAAUUAAAGAAAACGAAUUCAGAAAGUGAAGAUGUUACUGAAAAGACAGAAAAUCGUAAAAGGCUCGUUAGGGUACCUCAGCCGCAUAUGUCAAUGGUUGCAGCAGCAUUUGCAUCAUUAAAUUCUGAGGAAGUUAGUUCAUCAAUUAAAACACCAAAAACAGAUGGUAAACUCUCAAAAGCUACUACUAUUGAAGAAUUACUGUCUGUGUCAGAAGGUACAGGAGUAUCUAGACGGCAUGCUCUUAAAGUUGUUUCAAUACUAUCUGAAUGGUCAUCUACAGGUAAAGUAAAUAUAUCAGAGUUUGAAAAUGACCCAAGGUUCAUUAAAUUAUGCCACAUUCUAACAAAAUCAAAUGCAGCGCUAAAGAAUAUAAAGACAAAUUCACGCAGUGAAGAUUUGUCUACAGUUCUAAGUGUCACAGCUGAUGAUGAAGCUGCUAAAAUGGUUGGAAAUAUUACCCUUCCUCAGAUGGUGAAAGUAAUGUCAACAUUGUCACUAAAGAAAAGAAGGUCUACAUUGCUGUUACGAUCUUUAUCAUAUAAUAUAACUAGAAGUACUGAUCAAUUGAAUUUGAAACAAUGUAGUGAUUUAUUAUUUUCAAUGGCUACUCUAAAUUUCCUUGAUGAUAAUUUGUUGUCGAGAGUAGCAGGUGAUAUUACAGUUGAACUAGAGAAACAUAUUAAGAAGAGUUCAGUAGUAGGUUCUAUUUUGACAAGUAUAGGCCUUCUUAAGUAUAAAAAUCCAGCAUUGUUGGAUAUUCUUAGUGAAUGGAUACUUGGUAAUCAAUCAAUUUGUAGACCUCAAGAUGUCUUUAGUUUACUAAUGACGUUAGCUGUUGUGAACUACAAACCAAAUAAUUCAGAAAAUUUAUUUAAGGUUCUGUUACCACAAUUGACAUUGUCUGAAGCAGGCAAACCACUUGUUUGGUUAGAUAUUGUGUGGUCGUUAACUCUACUAAAUAAAGCCAACAGCAGUCACGUUUCCAGUGUUUUAGAUAAGUCAUUUUUAGAUCAGUUAGAAGAGCCAUUGAGCUUUUCCACAAAAUUGAAAUUAUUAAAUAUCGAUGGUGCUGCACAGUAUUUGUUAAAUAAUUAUGAUGGGCCAAGAUUAUCGUCAGAUUCAGAAGUAAAGAAACUGGAGGUGCCACAGGCAAAGGACAAAACAGAGAUGGUGACAUCCAUUCUGGAUACUUUAAAAAAUUUGAUUCAGUCAGAUCAACUUAUCCAAACAAGGGUAAAUACAGAAUAUGGAUUCUGCAUUGAUGCAGAAUGUGUAUUAGACAAGAAAUGCAGUCCUUUGCCCUUAGAACAAGCUAAAACAAAUAAAGAUGCUACGAGGUAAG